Messenger RNA from Epinephelus lanceolatus (giant grouper), 1355 nucleotides. RefSeq names its product tubulin cofactor a (gene tbca). Lineage: Eukaryota; Metazoa; Chordata; Actinopteri; Perciformes; Serranidae. The record is from RefSeq and is a predicted model, not a curated record. Gene Ontology annotation, molecular function: beta-tubulin binding. Gene Ontology annotation, cellular component: cytosol; microtubule cytoskeleton. Gene Ontology annotation, biological process: tubulin complex assembly; post-chaperonin tubulin folding pathway.
UCCUCUCCUACGGAUCGAUUUAUCUGCGCGCAGCUGUCAUCACUGAUUUCCAACCUGCACACCGUUCACACAGUACAACACGUCAAAAUCUACAGCAAUGGCAGAUCCAAGAAUACGGCAGAUUAAGAUAAAAACCGGCAUCGUUAAAAGGCUGGCGAAAGAGGAGAUUGCGUACAAAACAGAGGCGAAGCAGCAGGAGGAGAAGGUUGAGCGCCUGAAAACAGAGGGAGCAGACGAUUAUCUCAUCAAGAAACAGAUGGAGGUAUUGCAGGAGUCCAAAAUGAUGAUCCCAGACUGCCGUCGUCGUCUGACCAUAGCACACGGAGAUCUGCUUCAGUUAUUAGAAGCAGAAGAGGAUUUGGGUGAAUCAGAGGAGUACAAAGAGGCUAGAAACGUAUUGGACUCAGUGAAGCUUGAAGGAUGAUUUCUGAUCUGUUUCUGUUCUCACUGUGAGAUUCACUUGCUUUAAAUGUCCAUUCCUUUCGUCAGGCCCUGUUUGGAAAGCGUGGAGGCAAGCUGAAUCCAUUCAGAGUCUCUGUUCUUGAUGUAAUUAUUUCUACUGUUUACUGUUAACGUGCCACCACAUUUGAUCACACUCCUCCUGUGAGUAAAAUCCCACAAGAACACGAUAAAACAUUCAGAGUUUUUUUUUUUCCUUUAACAUUUUAUUCAUCAUACUAAUACACAAUUUGAACUUCAUAGACAGGAUGAAAUACACGCAGGUUUGUCUUUUCUGCAUUUUUAAUGGUGUGGGUCCACUGUGGGAUUGGCUUUACACUGGUGACUAUUGUAUUUGGUGAAAAACUGCAAAUGACUGUAGAGUGUGUUAUGAAGUGACGGCUUUCCUUAAUACUUUUCUAAUUCAUUUUGCAUUCCUUUUAUAUGUAUUUGAGUUGCUUAAACCUGCAGGACCUUUAUUGGCUCCAGCCUCAGAUAAUGAUGCAUCCCAGAAUACUUACCAAAGCCGCAAGUAACAAUUAUUUUCAUUAUCAGUUAAUCGUUUGAUUAAUUGUAAAAAUUACCUAUCACAAUAUUCCUCAGCUUGUUUUGUUUGUUCAAACAACAAAUAUAGUUUACUGAUAAUGAUGUAAAACAGUGGCCAAGCAGAAAAUGAUCAAAUUUGAGAAACUAAAAGCAUUGAAUGUUGGCAUUUUUUUUUUAAAUCAAUUUUAAAAAUGAUUGGGGAUUGUCAUUUUCUUUCAGUCUACUAAUCAUUAAUAAACUGACGGUUUCAGCACUCAACUGAUGGAUGUAAUUGCAGUGAAUUAUCCUGUUAAGAGCAGUGAAAUGGAUUGUGUCUUGAUACCUACAAUAAAAAGGAGCACUUUGGGAAACCCUGUCAGUCAAAAGACAAA